AGUUUCACUCCCAGCAGACCUUUCUGUCAUUCAACAACUUAUACUGCUCUGAGCUUUCACAGUGAGAGGACGGCCUCUGAGCUGGUGUCUUUUGACUCUGACUACAAUGACAGGAGUGGUGUUUGGAUGACCACGUGUGGGACUCUUCUCUGGAAUUAAAAAGAUUAGAGGAGUUUUAUUCUAAAGGAUAAUACACCUGCUUCUAUUUUUUUAAAGAUUUGAGUAUUACUCUACACUUGACAAGAUAAGGAGCUGCUUGAUCCACUGAAGGAGGACACUGGGACUGAGGAGGCGCCUUUUAAUAUAGAACAGAAAUGUCCGAUUCACCUCAGACAUGCGUAACAGUGGAAGAAGAGCUCCCACUGAAUGUCGUCGCAGGGUCAGGCGAUGAUCUACACAAUGACAGCAGCCCUCAAACAACCAGCAGCACCAGACGAUGCCCUGCCUUCUCCUCCUGCUGCAAGGACAGACACUACAGGAAGCUGGCCAUCUGCAGCAUCGUCUGUGGGGUCUCCUGCAUCGGCAUCAAGGCUCUGAUAAGCUCAGUCAAGGCUGAAGUAACAAAAGAUCCCAAGGAAGCUGAUGUGCAUUUGCGACAGGCGAAAAAAUGGGGCAUCAUCUCCGUGGUGACGUUGGUCGCCAUCCUGGCUUCACUUCCAAUCUUAAUGGCACUGAUCUCGUAUCUCCUCACUCUGAAAGACUGAUCUAGAUCUAGAUCCUCAGAGGAGCGGCUCUUCUUUUAAUCGGCUGUUCAGGAACACGGACAGAACGAAGCCGGUGAUCAACUGAAAGCAGCAAAGACAUGAAGAAACUGGCAUUUACACAGAGCACAUAAAGACUGUGUGGUUUACACUUACACUUUUUUUUUUUUAAAAAAGGAACAUAUUUGAAACAGAAGUACAACUUUGACAUGUUUUUUUUAUACGCUGUAAUAUUUAUUUAACAAUGUAUGAACAUAUGGACAAUUCCAAAUCCUAAUAAGCAUAUAAAAUCCAGCAUGAACUAUAGUUUGAGACAAUACGCUACUGGACAUGUACAUCAUAUAUUAAAGAUAAGAACUGUGAGUCCCCAGCAGUGACCCGAUCCUCAAUGUUUGCAGCUUUAAUGCAAAAGUGAAUAAAUUACUGUAUCUGUCGACGUAGGAAAGUAUCGAUGUAAACGCCAUCAUGGAGGAUCGGGUCUCUGCUGGAGCAGGAACAGCGUGGCAGUGCGUCGUCAGAACAUCGUGAGAUCCUGCGGUUUGUGCCAAAGUCUUCUUGGCAUUAUUGCAUUGUUACCAUGUUAGUCAUCAAUAUGCUGUACUUUUAUACAAACAUAUAAACAAACACUUUUAUAACAAAAUGACA
Molecule: messenger RNA, 1346 nt
Organism: Notolabrus celidotus (New Zealand spotty)
Lineage: Eukaryota; Metazoa; Chordata; Actinopteri; Labriformes; Labridae
Product: transmembrane protein 265-like
Exons: 3
Coding region: 315-704 (129 amino acids)
Source: RefSeq, a predicted model, not a curated record